AUGUCUUCGACGUGUGACCAGACUCAGCGGGCUGCGUAUACGUCCGCGGAAGCGACGCAACACCACUCCCAGCGGCCAAAACUCCUCGUCCAUGUAGACGCUCAGCUUGGCGGCAGGGACUCUCACCACGAAGAAUUUGAAGCUCACUUUAUUUAUCCUCUCUGCAAGCCAGUGCCCAUAAAUACCGUGGCCGACCACUCCUUCAUAACCGAGUUCAGAUGUACAGGCGCGGACGCCACCGCCAGCAAUAUGAAGGAUAUGCGACUAUCCUUCCCCAGUGCUCACUCUGGCUUUGCUAUGUACUGCGCUGUUUUCUUCAUUUUCUACAUACAAGUGAAGGCAAAAUGGCGCGGCUCGAAGCUACUGCGGCACGUAGCGCAGUAUGCCGUGCUGAUGGCUGCGUGGUACGUGGGGCUCUCGCGGGUGGUGGACCACAUGCACCACUGGAGCGACGUAGCUGUGGGCUUCGCGGUUGGCGCUGCUUUUGCAGCUCUUACUUUCAUCUACGUGUAUGCACCAAAUAAACGCAUUCGCAGAGAAUCCUGGAUUACGGAACCAUCCACGCAACCGGAGAUGUUACCUCGCCCUGUACUUAUGACACAUAGCAAUUAAAUAAAAAUUUCGAACUACAAAGUUAUAUCAGAGAAAGGAGAAAAUAGAAAAAAAAUUAGUUAAAUGGAAAUAAUUUAUCUUUUUAUUUAUUUGACUUAUAUUUAAAGAUUAGUUUGUAGCUAGUAGUUAGAAUUAUUUUUAAUUUUUAUGGUUUGUUAGCUAAUAUUACGAGCACAAAUUUCAGAUGAUGUCUGCAUAUAGAAACCAUGACGUAAUAGCUGAUCUUAGUACUACUCAAGCCUAUAUUUAAAACAAAACUAGAUUUCAUUAAACAUUACCGUGUUGUGUUUAUUUGUUCAAUACCAACAAAUUAAUGAACGAAAUAGAAGUAAGAAAAGUUGUAUGAGGUGUAACAUAAUUUAAGUAAUAUAUUUUCGUAUGUAAGAGAUUAAGGAUUAUGAAGAGUAUGUAUAUAAAAUAUUUUAAUGAGAUCACGUUUUUACUAACCGAAAUAAACGAAA
Messenger RNA from Zerene cesonia (dogface butterfly), 1073 nucleotides. Its product is annotated as putative phosphatidate phosphatase. Bases 1 to 612 code for a protein of 203 amino acids. The transcript has 4 exons. The record is from RefSeq and is a predicted model, not a curated record. Gene Ontology annotation, molecular function: phosphatidate phosphatase activity. Gene Ontology annotation, biological process: phospholipid dephosphorylation; phospholipid metabolic process; signal transduction. NCBI's taxonomy places the organism in Eukaryota, Metazoa, Arthropoda, Insecta, Lepidoptera, Pieridae.